UUCUUAACUCGAUCCGAAGAAUCGCUGCCAUUUUCCUUGUUCGUGUGAAACGUUUUUAAAAAGUUUGGAUUAUUUCACAAUUCUCUGGCAAUUUUUUUGGCUUUUUCCCGCUUCGUGGAAAGCAACGUCAUGCGUCUAGCAUGACUUCUGGUAGUUUAUCUUCAAAUGCCGUGGAUUUAAGAGAAUGUAGCUCAAAUCUCUUCGCUUUGGUAUGUAAUUUUUCAAUACAUAUGUCGCUAUGUUAUGUUCGAUUUGAUAACAUACACACAUGUUUACAAUAUAUUCACGUACGAUCAAUUCCUAUUAGAAAUACCACAUCCGACCUAAGUGUCUUUACUGUAAAUACCAACAAUUGCAUGAUCAGAAUGUAUUUAUAAUCCAUUAAAUAUCACCUAGUUUAUCUCAAUUUCAGUAUUUUUAAUACAGUAUACAUGUAUUACGAUGGUUCAUUGACUUCGAGACUUUUAUGCUUGAUUCCUACCCCUUAUCGCUGUCCGAUUACCGAAAAAUUUAUACUAUAAUUAGAAGGGUUAUUAUUCUUUUUAAUAGCUAAAAGUCCUGUGCUGUAAUUCCACAAAUACAGGUCACACAAACGACACAAAGUCAUGAACCUCUAUGACCGGGGUAAACAAUGCAAAACCGUCAGACACUUUUUAUUAUUUCACCAACUUUCCAUGAUAACUUCCUUAGAAUAUAAACGGUUUCAAGCAGCGAUUGACACCCAAUUUCAUACCACCUAAGCAUGUCCACGUUAUUGUAAUCCAUAAGGAAAUAAAUAACGUGAGAACCUAGUCGAUCAUGGCACGAUUUUUAUGUAGUAAAUAAGUUCCUACGAAUAUUAAUUCGAAUUUGUCUAGCCAUUUCAGCAAUUUAAGUACUUUUCAUGUAUACUUAGCGAUCAAAGACAAUUUGUACUUUUUUUCGUGGGAAAUAUACACAUCAAGAAUUGGGGGUUUUAAUUUUAUUUAUGGUCAUAUUUGUUUAGUGUAUACUAUACACAUGGAAUAUGUGCCAAAAUCUGUAAUAAUUGCACUCGGCUGAUAUGUUUAUCGACCUUUCCGAUAUUCGGGUAUUAAUGUAAUUUCGCCUGUCAUAAGCAGGCUUUUUGAGCUCACUAAUUCUUUCAUAAACAGGCUAUAAUUCUGACUGGUAAAUCAGACAGAUGACGGUUUAAAUCAUUACGAUUGUUUGGUAAAAACAAGUUUAUUGCUACAUGUUUAAGAGGGCGCAAGAGUCGAGUUGGUAACUCGAAAUAUCACCCGGAAUCAAUGACAGCCUGCUAUUAUGCGUGUUAAUUAACGGCGGGCGAAGAGCGAAAUUACUAUUGUAAAAAUAACAUAAUCUAGUGGUUUAGUUUUAUAGAAAGUUUGCUGGAAACAACGACCGUUUGCCAAGCUUGUUUUUCGUUGUUUUCAAAUCACAAAGUAAACAUAUUUAUUGUGCUUUGAAGUUGUCGCGAAACGCUGUGCAGAUAUCACUCAACAUAAAUUGUGCUAUCUUUUUUGGCCGCCAUGUGCCAUUUAAAUUUGUACAAGCUGAUUUUAAACGCUCUUCGGGAGGUUAAAAACUCCAAACCCCAUGCAACACGUUAUUUAAAGUAGUUUAUUUUGAGUUUGUUUUAUAAUAAAUUGGAUAAGUGUUUUUAUUAGGAAGUAUAAAGUGUUGCAGACCUCACCAGCCGAGGUGUAUAUUCGCUCUGUCUUUCUCGCUGAAAUUUAGCUGUGCUACGUUGGAAAUUAUUUUAACUCUUUGCAGCAAAGUUCUAAAUAUCAGUGCGUUAAAUUUAUAGUCAAAUUAAUGUAUAUUUAGCCAGAUAAUUUUAGAAACAAAACUCUAAAGUUUGGCUUCCUGAGACUUAACUUAACAUGAUGGCUUUUGUCGGAUAGCAUUGUAGAAACUUUUUGUUGAAAGACAAUGGUCUUACUCUAUAGAAAACAGUGUUUUUCCAUUGUGGAAAGUUAGUUUUCAUAAAUGUUUACAAGUGUAAACAACACAAAAAUAUUAUGCUAUAAUAUACUUACUAAUACUAAUAUUUCAAUAAAAUAUAUUGAAGCAAAUCAUAUUAUAAAACCUACUCAAAUUCAAGAGGAUAUAUUCUGGUGUCUUCCUCGACAAACGGUUUUUUCUAAGUGGUAAAUAUUUUUCAUUUCCCUGUUGACCUAUUGCCAUAUAUACCCCUGUAAAGUGAACAGCAUUUUAUAAGCACUUUAUGUGCACAGAUUAUCUAGCUAAAGUAUGCAUUUUACUGAUAACAGAAAUGCCCCAUGACAUUUAAUAGUUAUUAAGAUACUUUUCAUGAUCCGUGUUACAAUUAUUAGCAAAUUCUUGUCAUACAUUUAUGUUUACUACAUUAUUAACUUAUUGAGUUACAUGCACCAUACUCUAUUCUUUUAAUCUGUCUAAUGUCAGACAAUUUUACUUGUCAAGGGGAGAGUGCACCAGCUCAAUGGGUUAACAUGGAUCCAGGGCGCGAAAUAACGGCUGGAGGGUUGCCGGUCAAGGUGACCGGCCAACUCAAUUUUAGCUUGGACAUACCAAAAUAUUCCCCUAAAAAUGCAAAUAUUUUCACAGUAUAGCAUUACAAAAAGCCCUACUGUAAUCAGUAGUUAAAAACGUAAAACAGCUUGCACUGUGCUAAAAGCUGUCGCUUUAACUCUUAAACCAAAAGCAUGGCCAUGGGCUUUGUGACGUACUGCGUGGGAAAGCUGGUGUACAUUGAAGUUCUUUUCUCGCAAAAUAUUCGAGAACAUGUUAUGGUUCUUUAAAAUACUUGACAUCUUUAUUUUGAUUAUUAAUUCAAAUGAAGAUUAGUUUGUUCUUUUACCGAAAGUAACCGGUAAAAAUGACCGGCAGGGUAAGAAUUUGACCGGACAACUCUGCAUUCUGGCCGGACAUUGUCUGUUGACCGGCCGUUAUUUCGCACCCUGGGAUCCAUCCUUGAAAGUAGAAUUGUCUGUAGCAGAAUUGAAUGAGUACAAUAAUUUGGUUCGGAGGCUGUUUUGUGUGGGCCAAUAGUGUUUUUACUUCUUGUUUAGUAAUUAGUUAACCCACUAAUAUAAUGCACAAGAAUUUCCUAUCAAUGAGUAAAAUCGUAUGGCAUUAGACAGAGUAAAAUUAUAUUGAAGUCUGGUGCAUUUGUGUGCAUUGCAGAUAAACAAUAGCAUUUUUAUACUGCCUUUUGCAACAUAACUUCAAUGUGGACAAAAUCCACAUUGUGAAAUCAUUACUGUACAACAUAAGUAUCACACAAAUAAAUUUACAAAACAUUGUUUCAAUGCCAUGAAAUAUAAACCCAUAAAAAAGAACAGGCAAUUGUUUAAUAGAGUUUGAAACAAGAGCACUGUAUUGUGAAAUUUGCAGUAUCCCGAUAUCCAAGGGAUACCAGAUUUUAAGUUUGGAUACUGGACAUCACAAGCUCAGUUUACAAGUUAAACAAGUUUCUGUCCUCCCCACAGAUAGUGUAUUAUUGUACAGUACAGUAUACGAAUCCUUUAUAAUUAACAAAAUCAUAGAUUCAUUAUAUCAUCAAAUUCAUAACAAUUGAAAACGCGUUUUACCAGUCAUUUCAAAAGUUUGAAUGCAGAGGCGUAGCCAGGAUUUUUGGUCAGGGUGGGGUCAGGGUUCACUUAUUUUUAUAGAAUGAUUUUUUUCUCAGGGGAGGGAGAAUUGUAGUAGAAUUUGGUAGUAGAAUUUGGUUUUGGAUACCAAACUGUGAAUGACUUGUAUCCCGACUGGAUAUUACAAAAUUUCAAAUGUUUACAGUUAGGAUAAUGCUAAAUGUCUCCUAACCUUUGAUUUCCAACUUGGUGAUCUAGUUAUUGACUGUUGGGUCUUCUGACUCCUGUUAUUAUUCUAAUUUAUAACAAUGAGGGACAUUUACUGCAUACUUACUUUGAUGUAAUGCCAACAUUUAUAGCAACCAGUAUCCAGAACUUUCAAUCCUGGUAUCCUAGUGCGGUACUGAAAAAGGUUUUAAAUUUUAUAUGCUGUUGUACAGAGUACAGCACAUAGCUCUUAAUUGGGGCCCAGUGUUUACCUUUAUUACAUUUGUGCUAAGUGGAUAUGAGAGUUAUUAUUACUUACCUAAUUGAAAUUAUCACCUAUCAGGUUGGCCCCCAAGUCAACAGGAAAUCAUUCCAAACUCCACUCUAUUUAAUUAAAACAAUCAGCUUAAUAGUUGAUACCUUUUUGUAACAUUAUUUGAAUUAUGAACAAUAGUUAUAGAAUUGCACCCGAGGAUAUUUUUCAUUUCAAUUUUGUUUUGGCUAUUAGUCUGGUGGAAGCGAAAACGUUUUGUUUCUUAUAUCAUCAUGUUUGUUGUUUUAAAUUAAGAUCAUUUGUAUAAAUUGGAAUUUGGAAUCCGUCCAGCCCUUAAUUUUAUAGUGAAACAUUUCCUGAAACAUCAGCAUUAGGUGAUUAUCCAUUUUGCUAAGGAUGCACUUCCUAAUACACCUAAGCAUUAGGUUUUAGAUUUUUCUGCACAGGUUGAGUUGAGGAAUAGUUUUUGCAAUGCAUUUCCUGUAAUUGUUAUUGGUAUUUGCUCCUUUAUUUGGUCUUGCAAAACUCAUUAAAUUAAUUAAUAAAAAUGUCAAUGUUUAGUGAGUUUUUGUAUCACAUAAUAUACAAAAUUCUCCUGAUUUGCAUUACGUAACAUAAAUUCAUAAAGUUAACAUCACUCCUCUUGCAUAGUUAACAAAUUGGUUAACAUAUUGUUAUACUGUGAUAUAAUUAUUGUCACUUUUGGAAUUCCCAUUGCUGUGUUAAUAAAUACCUGUCCAAUAAUAAGCCCAUGGGCUUACAUGUCCAUGUUUAUAUAUUUUUUUUGGGGGGGGGGAGCCCUAGUGCACCGGAACCAGUUUUUUAAGUUCCGGCCGGAACCGGAUCUGACCAGAACUGGAAAAAAGUUCCGGCCGGAAGUUCCGGCUGGAACCGGAACUAAUUUAUUAAGCCAUAUAUAGUCAUAUGUUACUUUGUCUGCUGCCAGACAGGCAGACACUUCAAGUCAUCAAGGAGAGAGCUCGCAAAUGUUAGAAUACAAAGAUAGACAAGCGUUAAAUGUCAUAAUGAAGUGUUAAUAGUGUACAUUUCCCUUGCGUAGUCCAGAUUUCUUCCUACUGUGACCUUUUGUUAGACACAAAAACGUUUGAUAUUCUAUCUCUCUGAAAACGACAGAGUUCCGGUUCCGGCCAUGCUUUUUUUUACUAGUUCUGGCCAGAACCGGGACUCUAAAAAAUUGGGGUUCCGGCCAGAACUAACUGGCCAGAACCGAGUUCCGGUGCACCCCUAGAGCUUACAGUAUAUUUGGAGGGUUACGGUACUAAAUAUUUGUAUCCAGAGUGGAAAUAUUUGUGCCGAAAAAAGUAAUGUUUUCGUGCCAGGACAUUCGGGAAUGCGACUACAUUACUGACAUUGUGAAAUCGACAAUUACAGUACUGUGACAUCAACAAUUACAGUAUUUUGACAUCUAAUUUGUCUGUGGGAAAUAGUGCUGAAAUUAGCCAAUGUAGCUGCGUUCCUGAAUGUUUUGGCAGGAAAACACAACACUUUUUUCGUGCCAGAGAAAGCAUCCACGGUUUUGGUAAUAUGGCCAGAAAACCAGAAAACUGGGAUUCAAGUAACUGAAAAAUACAAGUAAAAUCCUUGGUCUGGCCACUUGCUAAAAAAAAAACCUCUGCUGAAAAUACUAAAUUAUUGUGAAUUCAUUUCAGGCUGAUAUCAAUGCAUUGAAGUGGUGUCAAUAUACAGGUGCUCCGUGUUCGUUGGACAGGCCUUUAGACGACCCUGUCCUCACCUCAUUUGCCAAUGCUCUCGAGAACAAUGUGUUGUGUUCUUGGAGGCAUUCACCACCACAUACAACACCAAGGUUGAACCAGGGCUUGACGUGCUCUGAACGUGCGAAAGAACUUUGGUUGUUUUGGUAUGGAGAUGACCCUAGAACCAUUGACAUUGUUGAUAGUAACUUGAAAGGUUGGUUUUUGAUUAUUUCUAGUGACUGACAGAUAAUCUGUAUUGGGCCGAUUUUUGUCUUAUCGGUAGACAAUCAGAACCAGUACAAUUAUCUAUAUCUAAAACCGAUUGUUGAGAAAAUAUGCACUUUAAAAAUUAUAUGCAUUGCAUGUUGAUACACGUUGCGUUUUAACACAACUUGUUAAAUUAAUGCAUGAAGCGUGCAGCAGUUUAUUAAUGGCAGGGCGCGAAAUAACGGCUGCAGGGUCACCGGUCAAGGUGACUGGCAAACUCAAUUUUAGCUUGGACAUACCGAAUUUCUGGCCGGUCAAAUAAUUCAGCUUAAAGCAAAGCCUAGUAAAGUAUACCCCUAAAAAUGUGACUAUUUUCCCUAAAAAUGUGACUAUUUUCCCAUUUUUUUUAGCAUUACAAAAAGUCUUAUACUGUAAUCAGUAAUUAAAAACUCCUUCACAUAAAGGCCCAUAAAACAGCUUGCACUGCGCUAAAAGCAUGACCUUUAACUCUUAAGCCAAAAGCAUGGCCAUGAGCUUUUUGACAUGGGAAAGCUGCCGUACAUUGAAGUUCUUUCCCCGCAAAAUAUUCGACAACAUCUUAUGGUUCUUAAAAUACUUGACAACUUUGUUUUGAUUAUUAAUUCAAAUGAAGAUUAGUUUGUUCUUUUCGCGAAAGUGACUGGUCAAAAUGACCAGCAAGGUAAGAAUUUGGCCAGACAACUCCGCAUUCUGACCGGACAUUGUCCGUUGACCGGCCGUUAUUUCGCACCCUGAAUGGUUUUAACAAUCUUUGGUUGCAGUAACUUUUAUUACGUUGGAAAUUAUCAUUAAAAAAUUGACAAGAAUGAAGUCACCUUCACUCGGUCGACUGAUAUUAUCGUUAAUCAAUAAUCGGGUAGAUUGUGGCAUGAAUAAUCGGUAAUCAGUAAUUUCUGAUUGUUGCAUAAAACUCUGCACUUGAUGAGUAAAACGUCUGGUGUAAAUACAGACUAAAAUAAUAAAGUGGAGCAUGUUUGGGCGCAUUAAUUUGCAGCUUACUGGGUUAACAAGACACAUUGGCAGAUUGUUUGGUUAAUUUCAUUAAUUAAGCUAAUGUAUUCAAUUUAUCAUUGUCUCACUCUAUUAUAUUCCAUUUUUAGAAACUGAUCACGGUUCUUGGGAGAGUAACUUUCCAAAUGAAGCAAAGGUUCUUUUGUUCAAAGCGCUUCACAACACGUUAGAAAGGUAAGGACAAGCUGACAAUUUCCACUGCCUUGUUAUCAGGCCAAAAAAACAUUGUGUUUGUUACCAUGUUUCCCGACUGACCCUGUCUCAUGACACCUAACCUAACGUUUUUAUAACAUUUUUUGCUGGAAAAAUGAGAAUUAAGUCAUUUCCAGAUGCUAUUUAUUGAAAUUUGUGUGCGUGUUAUUCUACACAAGACAGACAAAUGAGAUGGUCGUUUUGCACCAAAUGUUAUAUUCUACUAAACAAAAUAUUCAGGGUAUAGCUAUUAAUUAUUUUCUGUGUUGGUGACUAAUUAAUAACAACUAUUAAUUAGAUCUGCCCAUGCAUCCUGUUAACCCUUUAAGUGGCAAUGGGCCCUGAUGCACCCUACUUUAUUAUUUUACUCUGUCUAAUACCAGAUGAUUUUACUUGUCAAGGGGAGAGUGUUUUUGUUCCACAAUAGCCAAUUUCCGACUGUCAUACUUGUACUCCACACUGAUUCUACUGUAUGAGACGAAAAUACAAGAACAAUCACCAUAUAGUCAUUGUACUGUAUACAUUGCACCUUGUACAUGUACUUACGAGAAUGGUGAUGGUUCUAAAGCUUUCAAAUAAAAUUUGUUUUUAUUUAUUUUUACAGACACUUGUUAUCGAGAGAAUAUGUGCGUGUUGGCAAGUGGUUUGUUAAUUUAGACAAGAAAUCGGCCUGUACGGAAACGUAAGUGUGUUUGAGAAACUAUGGACCUUUGAAUUAAAUUAAGAACACAAGGUUAAAACUGGGAAAUUUGUUAUUUUGAUUUGCUAUUCUACUUUAUUGCAAACAAAUCACCAAAUGAUUAAGAGUGAUAAAAACUAUAUUUUCUAGGAAUUGAAGGAAUUUUUUAGGAUUUUAUAAAAGCUAUAUACACAUGCGAAGCAAUAUCACGAUAGUCAACAAGCAUACAAUAAUCGCGAUACAAUAAUCGCGUUUGAAAAUAUCGCGAUAAAUCAAAAUAUCGUUAAGUUUGUUUGUUGCUUGAAAAAUGUAUAAAAUAUUUAAAAAAUUGAAUAUAGUCAUAACUAAGUGGAAAAGUAUAUUCAUUAGUUCUGAACGUGUGUUACAUACAUGUACUGUAGCCUACAAAAUAUUCUCCUCUUUAACAUAUGUUCUCUAAUCUUGUUCAGGGACAAGCUGUUCUUCUCAUUUGCAUUCUGCCUUCAAGGAGAGAGUAAAAUCUGUAUGACUGUGGAUGUAAAGCAACUACCUGGCGUCCGACAUAUUGUCCCGGAUGAUUUAGCCAAGGCUGCAGCCCAGGGUGAUUUCAAAGGUAAGUUAAAAAAUAAAUCAGUGUCGCAAAACAGCUGCGGGUAUAUGCGGGUACUAGUCUACCACCUGUGACAAAUGUUACCAUAUGUGAGGCCAGUGAGGAAGGUCUAAUGUGGAACACCAUACUCAACACUUUCACCAUAAAACAAAUAAAUGAUGCUUGAUUGGACAGGUUUAAGUUGGCGGGAUGCUGAUGUUGUGCUGGUA
Molecule: messenger RNA, 8679 nt
Organism: Paramuricea clavata
Lineage: Eukaryota; Metazoa; Cnidaria; Anthozoa; Malacalcyonacea; Plexauridae
Source: the annotation of a GenBank genome assembly